This is a messenger RNA of Cuscuta campestris, 1264 nucleotides long. The record is from the annotation of a GenBank genome assembly. Lineage: Eukaryota; Viridiplantae; Streptophyta; Magnoliopsida; Solanales; Convolvulaceae.
AAUAUAAAAAUUACAAGAUAAAAUGGAUUAAAGAAAUGCAUUGGAUGGUAUGCAAAAAUGAAAGUGGACAAAAAGAGUGGGACGGAGGGAGUAAUUGAUUAAUAAUUAUUGAAAAAUGCAAAAAUUUCUUCUCACAUUUUAAAACUCCGUACACAUUUGCAUUCAUAAAUAGAACAUCUGGAUCGAUCUUCUCCCCUACAAUGGCGCUGCCGGCAUCGUCCAAGGGGGUGACAAUAUCGGUGCCGGUGCUUGCUCUCUUCGCGGCGGCGGCAGCCUUCUUCAUCUUCUUUUUGUUUACCUCUGUCUCUUCACCCUCAUCUACCGCUCCCUGCUCUUGCCCUACAUCCGCGGACCGCUCUGCCUCCGACAUUGCUAGGCCUGAGGGGCGGAUCUCGGCGUCGGCAGAGGAUAUUGAGUGGCUGAAGAGGCAGAUCCAGGAAAACGGACUCCAUAUGAGGCAAAAUGUGCUCCGCAAAGGGAUUAACCCUCGCACUCGCCAACAACAGCUCCAGGAUCUUCUUCAGUUCAAGGGCAUAUCACACUAUGAAGGAGAGGAGGCAAAUAAUCACACAGCUCUCCCUUGUCCGGGUGAGCUCCUUGUUGAAGAACAUCACAGCAAUUAUGGGGAGCCAUGGGCAGGAGGGCGAGACGUAUUUGAAUUCCUCGCGAACUCUGUUCAUCUGUCUCCGAAUUCCAGAGUCCUAGAGAUCGGAUGUGGGACCCUCCGCGUUGGGUUGCAUUUUAUCCGGUACUUGAAUCCCGAGAAAUUCCACUGUCUCGAAAGAGACGAGCUGUCCCUAAUGGCUGCUUUGAGGUACGAGCUUCCCUCCCAAGGUUUAUUAUCCAAACGCCCUCUUAUUCUAAGAGGCGAAGACAUGGAGUUCAAUAAGUUUGGGUCCGAAACAAUGUACGAUUUGAUAUAUGCAAGUGCUGUUUUCUUGCAUAUGCCCGACAAGCUUGUAUGGGUUGGGUUAGAGAGGCUUGUCGGUAAGUUGAAACCUUUCGUAGGCCGUAUUUUUGUGUCACACAAUAUAAAGUUCUGUUCAAGAUUAGGAGGAGAUGAAUGUACAAAAAGGUUAGGUGGUCUUGGCCUAGAGUAUCUAGGGAAGCACACUCAUGAUAGUUUGCUUUUCAACCAUUAUGAGGUUUGGUUUGAGUUUAGGAGAUUCAAGGAAUAGAGAGUGUUUGUCUUUGUUUACAUUUGUAGAAAAGUGAUUAUUUUGUAUACAGAAUUCAAAAGCACCUCAGAGAUGCUUCUGUGUUG